AUGAGAGAGAGAGCGAGAAAUGCGCGAGAGAGAGAGAGAGAGAGAAAUGCGCGAGAGAGAGAGAGAGAGAGAGAAACGUCAAAAGCAGUAAAAUUGCGUUCACACACUCUCUCUCUCACCAAUUCAUUCUCUCUCUCUCUCUCUCUCUCUCUCUCUCUCUCUCUCGAUUCUCACGGCUGCACUGGCACUGGGGACUCACAGUUUUGUCGUCGCGCGUCCGCGUUGUGGGGAGAGGACGGGGAGGGGGGCAUCAUGGCCAAGCGGGUGUUGCAAUGUGCCGUGCGGCCCGGCAUGACGCUGGCCGAGAUUGAUACGCCGGCUUUGCUUGUUGAUAUGACCGCGCUGGAGCGCAACCUUGGCACGAUGCGCAAGGUCAUGGCUGGAUUCCCGCAUAUGCGUCUGCGCCCACAUGCCAAGACCCACAAGACGCCCUACCUGGUUGACCUCCAGCUGCAAAACGGCGCGGCGGCCGUGUGUUGUCAAAAGCUGGACGAGGCCCAAGCCAUCCUUGCCGGCUCUUCGGUCAAGGAUGUCAUGGUGACCAACGAAAUUGUGGGCAAGCCCAAGAUUGCACGCCUCAUGCGCCUGGCCAAGGAAGCAGCCUCCAAGGAUAAAACCCUGUCUGUGCUUGUUGAUGACAUGUCCAACCUACGCGAGGUGGCUGAGCAGUGCCGACUGGCCGCCGUUCGCUUGGGUAUCUGGAUUGAAGUGAACGUCGGACAAAACCGCUGUGGAAUUGAUCAUGACUCGCCCGUGUUGCUCGAGUUGGCCCGUUUUAUUGACGAGCACCCAGAUCUGACUUUCCGUGGCCUGCAGUGCUACCAGGGUGCAUUGCAACAUGUGCGUGCGCAUGCUGACCGACAGCGGCUUGUGGAUGAGGUGGCGGCAAAGGCUCGAGCUGCCCGUCAAACCCUUCUUGAUGCCCGGCUGCCGUGUCCCGACGUCAGCGGGUGUGGUACUGGCACUUUUAUGCUUGAGGGCACCUGCGGCGUCCAUACCGAAGUGCAGGCUGGCUCCUUCAUGUUUAUGGAUGCGGAUUAUGGUCGAAACCUUGCCGAGACUUACCUCGAGUGUGCGUGCGAUGCGUCGAGACCGCAGGGUGGGGGGCAUGUCUCGCAGUUUGAGCAUGCACUCUUUGUGUUGACGACCGUCAUGUCGCACACCAACCCUGAUCGCUUGGUCGUGGACGCGGGCAUGAAGGCGGUGUCCUUGGAUUCGGGUCCGCCUACCGUUGUCGAUGAGACGGCCACGCAGGCAGCUGGACGGGGUGUGGCGUUUGAUGAAUCUCGGGUGCGCUAUCAGAAUGGUGGCGACGAACACGGUGUCUUGAUGCUGGGUGACUCGGGUGCCCUGCCUGACGCCCAGGUGGGCACCUUGCUGCGACUCAUUCCAGGCCACUGCGACCCCACCGUCAAUAUGUUCGAUUUCAUGGUGUUUGUGCGAGACGGCAUUGUGGAACGCGUCGAAGCCAUCGAGGGCCGGGGUCCAGGCCUGUGA
Monosiga brevicollis MX1 is the source of this 1497-nucleotide messenger RNA. RefSeq lists its product as uncharacterized. The transcript has 12 exons. Bases 1 to 1497 code for a protein of 498 amino acids. The record is from RefSeq and is a predicted model, not a curated record. Gene Ontology annotation, biological process: D-serine catabolic process. NCBI's taxonomy places the organism in Eukaryota, Choanoflagellata, Craspedida, Salpingoecidae. Gene Ontology annotation, molecular function: D-serine ammonia-lyase activity.